Messenger RNA from Suillus subalutaceus, 1308 nucleotides. RefSeq lists its product as uncharacterized. The transcript is spliced from 7 exons. Lineage: Eukaryota; Fungi; Basidiomycota; Agaricomycetes; Boletales; Suillaceae. Gene Ontology annotation, molecular function: protein binding. The record is from RefSeq and is a predicted model, not a curated record. The coding region runs from base 216 to 1139 and encodes 307 amino acids.
GGGGUGGAUGAAGUGAGAGUGUCCACAUUAGCAUUGUCUCCAAAUGGUAGGACUGUGGCGAGCGGAAGUGAUGAUGGGACGGUGAGGCUGUGGGACGUUAGGACGGGAAAGGUCACUGUCAAAUGGGAAGGGCACACUGAUACCGUGACUUCAGUGUGCUGGAGUGCAGGUGGUAAGCGAGUCGUGAGCGGAUCCCGGGACGGGACAGCAAGAGUAUGGGAUGUCAAGAGCGGCAAAACAGUCCUGGGUCCAAUCGAGACUGGGCACAAGGAGGUGUACACGGUGAUAUACUCGCCCGACAACACAAAAAUUGCGACCGGAGGAUACAACGACUAUGCAGCGAACAUCUGGGAUGCAAAGACGGGCGAGCUGAUUGCCACACUCAAACAUGGAUAUUUGACACUGCCACUUGGAAGCAGAUUGCCACUUUGGAGGGUCACACAGACUAUGUCAACCUCAUCACCUUGUCUCAGAACAACCGCCUCCUUGUGAGCACAUCAAAUGACAAAACAGCGUGCAUCUGGAAUCUCGACACCAACCUCUCAAUCGGUCCACCCCUCCAGCACGAAGAAGAAGUGGAAUGCGCAGCCCUUUCUGCCGAUGGAAAAGUGCUAGUCACUGGCAAUGACAAAAAUGUGUACACAUGGGAUGUCCAGGCUAUACUCAAAAACGCUGGCCUUGAAGACCUUCUCCUACCUAUUCCUCAUGUCCUAGUUCAAAAGCAGCCAAUGAACAAUAAUGCCACGCGACGUCCACCUAUUCAUGCCCGUCGAAUACCCCCAAGGUUUUUCGAUGACAUGCAAGGCGAUAUCCAUUCUUCCACAUCGCACGACGUCCAUCCCCCUUCCUCCCAUCGCAUUCUUGCACCCUCUAUUGGGAAUCCACCGAUACAACUGAACCCCAACAAACCCCGAGGCGAGGAAUCUUCUCUUUUCGCGCUCCUCGUACUGUCGAAGUUGCUGCAGUACGAGACAGAAAGUCCUUGUUUGUGGCUCCGAGGCCCAAAGAAACGCAGCAGCAGAGCAGCCAGUCUCAUGGCCGGGGGUCGUCAUCGCAAUCUCAACCUGCCGCUACUUCGACGUCUACAACACAACCUGUUCCAAAUGGUAACAUUCAUGCUACCACACCACGUACAGUAACUGUACGGUCACGACUCCUCACGUUGUUGGCUCGUCUCGUGCUUUUGAUUUGUUGCGCACCUCUCCCAAGCACCGAUGGUCAUUAAUACUGCAGUAUACGGAAGAUUUUUUACUUUGUAUCUCCACUUCUUUCGCUGCUCCGUCAAUCGUAUUUUUCCGUCAUGAGACU